AUGCCUUCCACGCUGCUGGAUCUCAGAUCGCAACUACUAUUCUACAAAAAGUACCAUCAUGAACAGGUUAAUGUCGCUAUCCAUUCGGUUUUUGUUCCCACGAUUCUCUUCAGUAGUGCCUCUAUGCUUCAUCGGGUCGUCCUAUACAAGGAUUAUACACUAACAAGCCUGCUCACGACGUGCUAUGCGAGUUUUUACCUGCUGUUAAACCUACCCGUGGGCUUGCUGGCCACUGGAUUGUUGAUUUUGAUGAAUGUUGCGAUCGAUUCGCACUGGGUACCACUUACAUUCAACCAGGAACUGAUCUUGUUCACCAUCGGUUGGGUUUGUCAAUUCAUCGGCCAUGGAGUGUUUGAAAAGAGAAGACCUGCUCUUCUGGACAAUCUGGUGCAGAGUCUAGUACUAGCACCGUACUUUAUCCUGUUUGAGUUAUUAUUUCGGCUUGGGUUUAUGCCAGGACUGAAACAGCAGCUCGAAGCAGACGUCAGAGAUAGUUGA
Messenger RNA from Torulaspora delbrueckii, 498 nucleotides. It is a transcript of the gene MPO1, whose product is annotated as 2-hydroxy-palmitic acid dioxygenase MPO1. Gene Ontology annotation, biological process: sphingoid catabolic process. Gene Ontology annotation, cellular component: endoplasmic reticulum. The coding region runs from base 1 to 498 and encodes 165 amino acids. The transcript has a single exon. NCBI's taxonomy places the organism in Eukaryota, Fungi, Ascomycota, Saccharomycetes, Saccharomycetales, Saccharomycetaceae. The record is from RefSeq and is a predicted model, not a curated record.